AUGACUCAAGACCUCGCCAGACAACAGAACUCGUCUCUGUGUUGCGAAUGGUUUCUGGGUACAGACUGUAUCAGGUUGCCGGACUCUCUCGCUGUCUCUGUGUGUGAGCUUUUGCUGUAAUGCGUAAAGAUCUGCGGGGAUUUAUUCAGACGGAGCCGAGAACGCACCGUGGGCGCACGUUUCAGCCAAAAUGCAUCUGUGCAUUGCUAAUGAUCUCGUACCAUAGAUGAUAUGCGUGCGUAAGGACGCUCUCACAACUCAUUCCAGGAUUAUAAACACUUAAAGAACAAACUUUGUCCAACUCAGUAUACAACUUUCCACAGAAUCAACAGGUGCGCACUUGCAUUGCGCUGCAGCGGCAGGUCUGGAGGCUUUGGAAGAGGAUUAGUCUUAAUUUGGAGAGAAAUUUUCAGUUUCUCCAGGACUGAUGAUUAAGAUUAUGUGGAUUCUACUCUGGUUUUAUCCUCUCCAAAUGUGUCCAAAACAGCACUGGUGCCCUGUAAACGACGCAUGUGUGUGGUGAUACAGACCAUCCCGUCUACAGCACUUUGUGAUCGCCAACCACCACUCAUCCAAAUGAUCCUUCCAUUCUUAUUCCUUCUUGCAUCGCUUCUCCAACAAUAUGGCUCGGAAGCUGAAUCAAGUCAUGCCAGCAAAUUUCACCUUCCAAGUAUAAAAGAGCAAAACGGAGUGCAAGAUUCCCAUCAGGAGAAGAUCAUAACAGUGUCUGGAGAGGGAAUGGUUCACAGCCCAGACUUCCCACACACUUAUCCCAGGAAUACUGCAUUGACCUGGAGACUAGUGGCACCCAGCAACAUGAAGAUCCAGCUCACCUUUGAUGAGAGAUUUGGUCUGGAGGACCCAGAAGAUGGCAUAUGCAAGUACGACUUUGUGGAGAUAGAAGAUCUGCCUGAGAAGGCCAUCCUGGGUCGUUGGUGUGGGUCACAGUCGGUACCAACUAGCCGCACUUCCGAGGGCAAUCAGAUCAGGAUCCGUUUCGUCUCUGAUGAGUAUUUUCCCUCUGAGCCGGGAUUCUGCAUCCGUUACUCCCUCCUGCCUGUGACUGUAUCAGAACCCGAAGUUCCUGCAGUUCCCCCUCCAUCCCUGCAGGGUAUUGAGGAGCUGUCAGAUGCAGUGGCAGGGCUGAGCACUGUGGAAGAGGUCAUGAAGUACCUGGAGCCAGAGCGAUGGCAGCUAGAUAUGGAAGAGUUGUACAAACCUACGUGGCACGUGCUGGGGAAAUCCUUUAUCCAUAAUAAGAAAGCCAGAGGAGGGGCUGAUCUCAAUCUGUUGAGAGAGGAAGUUCGACUGUACAGCUGCACUCCACGCAACUUCUCCGUAUCCUUGCGUGAGGAGCUGAAGAGGACAGAUGCCAUUUUCUGGCCCAGCUGCCUCCUGGUGAAGCGCUGCGGUGGAAACUGUGCCUGCUGCUCUCACCGCUGCUACGACUGUCAGUGUGUUCCCGCCAGAGUCACGAAGAAAUACCAUGAGGUUCUGCUGUUGAAACAUCGAGGCGGUGGAAGAGGCCUGCAGAAGUCCAUGACGGAUGUGCCCUUGGAGCACCACGAGGAGUGUGCCUGUGUGUGUAAAGAUGACUGGGACUGACCUCAGACAUGUGUAACAGCUGCCACUGGAAUCACACAGGAUGUUAAAAACGAACCUCUGCCACUGUUGCAACGUUCUGUAUCUCAUCCACUUCCGCCUCGGAGCUAACAAGAUUUUCCCUUUAUCCUAUUGUCCUUUCACUAAUUGGAUGGAGCAGAACAGACUGGAAUCUAAUAAAACUUCUGAAUGGAUUUGACUGCUGUGGAAUACCAAUAGUUUGCUCUGAGUGCAUUUUAGAGAGACAAAAAUUCACUGGAGCAGAUCUGGACUAUUACCUAUGUCCUCUGAAGACUAUUUUCUUCAUCUCCUCAGCGAUAGGAGCAUUGAGGCAUUUUUGCCUCCUCUCCUUAAGGUCUUUUUUAAAGUUCAGCCAGCGCUGGCUGAUAGUGUCAUGGAAAAUGGGAGCUUCUUUGUUCAAAUACUUUUUUUUAUGUCUAUAAGUGAGCUGGCUCCAGCUGCCUUAGUCCCUCUGCUCCUCUAUUAUUACCAUCAAGGCAUAGGAAGGUGCUUUUUAAUGAGCAGUUUUCCCUUGCUCUGGCUUUACCACAGAUUAAAUCUGCGGUAAAACGCAGCCUCAGUGUCGCUGAAACGCCUCCCUAAUGAGACUGUAUUAUGUGUAAAUAUAUAUUUCAUUUACAUUUCUUUUCUUUACCGUUGUGCCUUUUCUACCAAAGAUUCUCAAGGAGAAGAUAAAAGUUGCACAUGUAGAACCAGCUGGGUGUUGUGCAUUACAACUCUUCAUUCGGCCCACCUUAGCAAUACUAGUGUCAAAUCUGCUUGCUUCAUGAAUGCCUAGUGUCAAGCAAUUCUUGCUUCAUUUGAAAUUGUUCAUGUUAGAUAUUUAUUUGUGUAAUGAAAGGGAAAUUUUGGUCCAACGCCUUUUUUGCAACAUGUGUCACUGUGUAGUAUUAGCCUGCAUUUUCACUGUUAGUCAUUUAACAUUUUCAUUGUGUCGUGGAUGUUUUCCAUUUUCUGUAUGCCAAAGUUAUUUAUCUCUACUUUUGCAACAACUGUUUGUGUAUUUCAUUGUACUGAACAUCGAAAAUAAAUU
This is a messenger RNA of Toxotes jaculatrix (banded archerfish), 2656 nucleotides long. It is a transcript of the gene pdgfc, whose product is annotated as platelet derived growth factor c. The coding region runs from base 511 to 1605 and encodes 364 amino acids. NCBI's taxonomy places the organism in Eukaryota, Metazoa, Chordata, Actinopteri, Toxotidae. Gene Ontology annotation, molecular function: growth factor activity; platelet-derived growth factor receptor binding. The record is from RefSeq and is a predicted model, not a curated record. The transcript is spliced from 6 exons. Gene Ontology annotation, biological process: positive regulation of MAP kinase activity; positive regulation of ERK1 and ERK2 cascade; positive regulation of phosphatidylinositol 3-kinase/protein kinase B signal transduction. Gene Ontology annotation, cellular component: membrane.